Molecule: messenger RNA, 1536 nt
Organism: Daldinia caldariorum
Lineage: Eukaryota; Fungi; Ascomycota; Sordariomycetes; Xylariales; Hypoxylaceae
Product: acyltransferase family-domain-containing protein
Exons: 3
Coding region: 194-1495 (433 amino acids)
Biological process (GO): polysaccharide biosynthetic process
Cellular component (GO): membrane
Molecular function (GO): acyltransferase activity, transferring groups other than amino-acyl groups
Source: RefSeq, a predicted model, not a curated record
GCGCAUUCGGCGUAGCGGUACCUUGAAAACAGGACUCGCAAAACCCGAUAAGUUGUUGGUUACUUCCGACAUAGGUUCUCCGGCUACCCCAACUUCAACCCGAAUUCACCACUUCCUCCCCCCUUGUUAUCAAGGCAUGACAGCGCAGUAAUCAUCGUGUAAUAACCUCGCGAUCCCUUGACAAUCUGUCAUUAUGGCUAUUGGCAAGGAAGGAAAUGUCAAAUGGGUCGAUGGUCUUCGAGGCUUCGCAUCCACUUUGGUCGUUUUAACUCAUAUUGCACGAGCUUUUGAUGGCGACCUUUUCCUACCAGCUAGCCACAAUGGUGAUGCGCCUCGGCCUAUGCAACUACCUUUCCUACGAAUUCUAGCUCAGGGCCGUAUCGGUGUUACCAUUUUCUCUUUUGUUACUGGCUAUGUCUGUGCUCUGAAGCCCAUCAAACUGUACCGACAGAAUAACCAAGAUGCCGCUUUUACCUCUAUCGCUAAAUCCGCUCUCCGCCGUGUUCCCCGAUUGGUUAUACCCUGUGCUUUCGCUACUUUCCUCAUCUGGAUAAUGGCAAAUUUGGGAAUGUUCUUGGUCGCAAAGCAGAGCGACUGUUGGUGGUGUGGUAAGACUGCACCUGAUCGCCAACCAACUGUCUUUUUAUCGGUUAAACACUUGAUUGAAAACAUUAUCUCGACUUGGACGAAAGGUCGGAACGCAUACGAUGGCAACCAAUGGACAUUGUUACCAUUGCUAAAGGGUAGUAUGGAAGUUUAUACCUUUAUUGUCGCCACGGCCUACAUUCGACCUGAAUUCAGGAUGGUUCUCAGCUUGUUCAUGUAUGCCUAUUUCUGGAUGGCAUCUGACUCGGCUUUUGGCAUGCAGUUCUUCUGGGGUGUCUUCUUGUGCGACUUGCAAAACCACCCUCCAGCUUCCGAAUGGCUUACCCGCCGACCAAGAUUUUCUCAAGCCUUGGCUGGAAUUUUCUUGUUCCUAGGUCUUUACAUUGCUUCGUUCCCCGAGGGACAUCCUGAAUGGGCAACCUGGUCGCGCUACCAAUUCGAGGUUUUGAAGCGCAUUACCCCUAAGGACCCCGACUUGCCUCGAUUUGCUUCUGGAAUUGGUCUAGAGUUGAUCACUCUGGGAUUGCACUUUAGCCCGGCCCUCCGUGAUCUCAUGUCGAGCAAAUAUCUUCUCUGGUUUGGAAAGCAGUCAUUCGCUGUUUAUCUUUUGCACGGUCCUCUGCUCCGCAGUGUUCUCUGCUGGAUGGUUUACGGCAUUCACGUUCCUCCGCCAAUUGUUAACGACAAGGGUGAAACGAUUCAUGGUACGCUCAUGUUCCCCAGUGGAUGGCGUCUCAUAAUCUCCCUACCAUUCUGGAUUCCCCUGAACUACGGUGCUGCAAUGCUUUGGACAGGUUACGUCGACCCCUGGUGUGCCAAUCUGACGGAGAAGAUCGUUGGAAAGGUUAUGCUAGCUCGCGAUGAGAAGGGUGCUCUCUUACCACAAUAGAAACGCGGUACCGAUCGUCCUAAGAAGUGCAAUGGCGGUAG